This is a messenger RNA of Ricinus communis (castor bean), 2071 nucleotides long. Its product is annotated as UDP-glycosyltransferase 91A1. Gene Ontology annotation, molecular function: UDP-glycosyltransferase activity. Bases 86 to 1492 code for a protein of 468 amino acids. The record is from RefSeq and is a predicted model, not a curated record. NCBI's taxonomy places the organism in Eukaryota, Viridiplantae, Streptophyta, Magnoliopsida, Malpighiales, Euphorbiaceae. The transcript has a single exon.
UGAAGAAUGUAGGAUUUGAAGUAAAAGUUUCACAACUCUGAUACUAUUUUUCCUUAUAAUUUUGCUUCUAAGUUCCACAAUAUCAAUGGCGGUUGAUUCUAAGCUACAUAUUGCACUAUUUCCAUGGCUAGCAUUCGGUCAUAUGAUCCCAUACUUAGAGCUUGCGAAACUCAUUGCUCAAAAGGGUCACAAGAUCUCCUACAUCUCCACUCCUCGUAACAUCGAUCGCCUCCCAGAACUCCCUCCCAAUCUUUCGUCUUUUAUAAAUUUCGUCAAGAUUCCAUUGCCUCGCUCGGACGAUCUUCCACAAGACGCAGAGGCAACCACUGAUGUCCCAUUCAACAAAGUCCAAUACCUUAAAAAGUCCUAUGAUCGUCUCAAAGAACCACUGACAGUGUUUCUUGAAAAUUCCGAUAUAGAUUGGAUUCUUUACGAUUUUGCAGCUUACUGGCUACCUGAUUUAGCCAACAGUCUUGGCAUUUCACACGCCUUCUUUGGUAUAUUCUUGGGUGCGACGAUGGGUGUUAUUGUGAAGCCAGCAUCACUCACCGAUGAUCGCACAAAACCUGAACAAUUUACAGUCCCGCCAAAAUGGGUUAAUUUUCCUACCAAGGUUGCGUAUAAACUGUUCGAAAUCUUAAGAAUAUUUGAAUCUGUAGAGGGUGAUGCAUCUGGUGUUUCGGACCUUUCCCGUGCGGCAGAGGUACUCAAGGGCUGUGAAAUAAUAGCUAUAAGAAGCUGCAUUGAGUUUGAACCAGAAUGGUUAAACCUACUGGAGGAGAUCCAUGGAAAACCAUGUAUACCUGUUGGCAUGCUUCCUACUACAGGCUAUGAAAAUGGAAAGGAAACCAAUGAGUGGAGAAAGAUCAAACAAUGGCUAGAUAAACAAGACAAGGCAUCUGUAGUGUACGUAGCAUUUGGCAGUGAAGGAAAACCAAGUCAACUUGAGUUAAAUGAGAUUGCUCUUGGGUUAGAGUUAUCAGGGCUGCCAUUCUUUUGGGUGCUGAGAAAGCGUAGAGGGUCAACCGACGCUGAAGUAAUUGAGUUGCCUGAUGGGUUCGAGGAAAGAACCAAAGGGCGUGGUGUGGUGAGCACCGGUUGGGCUCCUCAGCUGAAGAUUUUAGCUCAUGAUUCCAUUGGCGGAUUCUUGACUCAUUCGGGAUGGAGUUCAGUUGUAGAAGCGAGUCAAUAUGAGAGGCCUCUUAUACUAUUAACGUUCUUGGCUGAUCAAGGGAUAAAUGCCAGAAUUUUGGAGGAGAAGAAGAUGGGGUAUUCAGUACCAAGAAACGAGUUUGAUGGAUCUUUCACGAGUGAAUCAGUAGCUGAGUCGUUGAAAUUGGUUAUAGAGAAAGAAGAGGGUAAAAUUUACAGAGAAAAAGCUAAAGAGAUGAGAGUUCUAUUCUGUGACAUAGAUAAACAAGACAAGUAUGUUGACAAUUUUCUUGGUUAUCUUAAGAUCCAUAAGCGACCAGAGAAGGCUCCAAUCAAGUAAGCAUUGCAGGAAAUCAAGAAUAAGAGGUACCAGCAAUGAUAGACACAAUAACUCCUCGUAUGAAUAACUAUGUACCGACAAAACAAAUUACUUUUCUCUGUUUUUUCUUUUUCCUGUUAAAAGUAAAAUCCUAUCCUUGUACCGCCGUCGUCAAUGGUUCCAACCGUUUGUAGUGGUCCUCCCUCCGAUUUUCUUUCUCUUUCCCAGUGUGGUGCUUUCGUCUUGUCAAUGCCUGUUGGGCUAAAAGGGGUUCGGAGCGCGUUUGCAGUCGUCGUAGGAGAGAAGGGUGCGGUGUCGCAAUAUGUGGGACGAUGACGUUGUUGGUAUUGUUGUAGGAGCACCGCCACCGACGACUCGGUUUGCUAUGAAGAUCAAAGCCUCCACGGUAGCUGAUUGCCAUUUUUAUUUUUCUUUUGUUGCGUUUACCGGCCUCCAUGGCCACCACUGAAGUCACUGUUUAUAUAUGCCUUAAAUGUAUAUUAGAAGUAUUGCUGUGUGUUGUUCAUGGAGUCUUGCUUUUUCAAUAUGUGUUUUUCAGUGUCUGGGAUUGGGAGUUUAUACAUCAGCAUUUGUUCUUAA